Molecule: messenger RNA, 1291 nt
Organism: Ochlerotatus camptorhynchus
Lineage: Eukaryota; Metazoa; Arthropoda; Insecta; Diptera; Culicidae
Product: RNA-binding region-containing protein 3
Exons: 1
Coding region: 1-1287 (428 amino acids)
Biological process (GO): mRNA splicing, via spliceosome
Cellular component (GO): U12-type spliceosomal complex
Molecular function (GO): U12 snRNA binding; pre-mRNA intronic binding
Source: RefSeq, a predicted model, not a curated record
AUGGACACAAAUCUCGAAUUGUGCAUCCGUAAUUUUCCGGAAUCGUUCAAUGAAUCGGAUGUCAGAGACUUCCUGUCGCAGUUCGGUAUCAUCAGUGCAAAGUUUCUGAGGCGGCGGAAGAAAAUUUCGGCGAUCAUCAACGUCCCGGAUGAAACGCUGGCAAAGUGCAUUGUGUCGCGCCUUCAUCAACUCAAAAUACUCGAAAAUCGCUUGUCGGUAGAGUAUCACAAUUCCCAGGAAGUAGAAACCGUCGAUGUUGAAUGUGUCAUCCCAUCAGACAAAUCGAGAUUAAAUCAAUCGGCUCAAGAGUUGAGCAAAUUCGCCAAAGCCCUUCACGCCGUCCAUCCGGUAGAGUUCAGUCAACCUCCUCCACCGUAUCUCAAAUAUCGCUAUCCUAGACCGACGCGGGAAAUAAUCGACAGCAUUUGUGUGGCUUUGGAAUCCGUGCCGAAAUUCUACACCCAAGUGUUGCAUCUGAUGAAUCGGAUGAACCUUCCUCCACCCUUCACACCAAGAGAUCUUCAGAGAAAUGGUUCCGUAACGGAAAAGAAACACGCGUCCCAGCAAACCGAUAUAGUUUGGAUCAAAGAAUCCCUCCUAGCUGAAGGUGAAUCUGAACUGGAAUCAGAUGAGGAAGUGCUUCCAGUUAAACGAAAAUUUGGCCUGGACAAAAAUCGAUUCAAACCGUACAUUCUGCCGCAAAUUGUCAACGCUCCUAAAAAUGAAUCGAAACCUUCGAAGGGUCCCCUCCAACCCAGAACAAAACCCAGCCAAAACAUUAUCCUUCACAUUCCGGAAGAGCUGAAAACCACUCGACAAACUCCUCCGCCAUUGCAAAGACCAUCCACACCACCCCCAACAAACGUCCCACCAACCACCGAAAUCGAUCUCCUAGCCAAUCGCAUUCCAGCGGACCAGCUCAGCGAGCUGCCCGUUUUCAAAAACUACAUCCCCGCCACGCCAUCCAACAAGCUCUAUCUGAAAAACCUUGCCAAAACGGUCACCGAGGACGACCUGAAACGAAUUUUCCACCGGUUCGCCAUCACGACAGAUCCGAACCGAGAGAUUGACAUCAAACUGAUGCAGAGUGGCCGCAUGAAGGGACAGGCAUUCGUGACGUUUUCUUACAUCUACGAGGAAGAUCUGGACCGGCUGCCAGAGAAACCGAUCGCACGUGCUUUGCGACUCACCAACGGGCUCAUACUGAGGGACAAACCGAUGGUGGUAGUGUACGGGAAGAGUGCCCCCUCCAAUAAACCGGAUGGAGGGGAGAAAGCGUCGUCGUGAAUAC